This is a messenger RNA of Helianthus annuus (common sunflower), 1235 nucleotides long. Its product is annotated as BTB/POZ domain-containing protein POB1. The record is from RefSeq and is a predicted model, not a curated record. Gene Ontology annotation, molecular function: protein binding. Gene Ontology annotation, biological process: response to red light. Bases 16 to 1197 code for a protein of 393 amino acids. Gene Ontology annotation, cellular component: nucleus. Lineage: Eukaryota; Viridiplantae; Streptophyta; Magnoliopsida; Asterales; Asteraceae. The transcript is spliced from 6 exons.
UCCUACGUUCCUACGAUGAGUAAAUCUCCUAGAAAGCUAAUCUUGGAUUCUCCUGAAGAUGCCUGCGACCACGGCGACUUUUCUUUUGCGUUCAACGAUAGCAAUUACUCCGAUCGUGUUCUUCGCAUCUAUAUCUUUUCUGAGUCUACACAGCCCCCAUCAGCAGUAAGAGUUAAAACCGUACAUAUUAGCUCUCCAAUUCUAGCCGCAAGAAGUCCGUUUUUCUACAAGCUCUUGAGAGACUCGGCACAAUGCCAAGCAGCAACCUUGCGAAUCAAUGCUUCAGAGGAAGCUAGUCUCAUGGAACUACUGAAGUUUAUGUAUAGCAACAAUUUAACGGUUACAACUGCUCCUGCUCUACUUGACGUACUAAUGGCUGCUGACAAAUUUGAUGUUUCUAUAUGCACGAGACGUUUCAUUCGUUUAUUAAGAAAUCAAAAGAUCAUGACACCUGAAUUCUUGCUUGAUUAUUUUGAUCUUCCUCCUACUAUUUUAAUGGCUAAAGUAUUUCGGCCAAUGACUGUUUUCGCAAAGCAGUUCUAUGCUGUCCAUUACAAAGACAUAAGCAUGUUUAAAGAUGAGAUUCUUAGCUUGCCACUUGCUGAUGUGGAGGCAAUUAUAGCUAGUGAUGAUCUCCAGGUGACAUCAGAAGAUGCAGUUUACUGGUUUGUCCUCGAAUGGGCCAGAGCUCAGUACCCUAAUAUAGAGGAACGUCGUGAAAUAAUCACGACCCGCCUUGCAAAGUUUAUUCGUUUCCCUUACAUGACACAUACAGAGCUCAUGAAAGUCAAGGAUAGUAAUGAGUUAGAUAGUAGUUUUUCCAUCCAUGUAGUAUCUGAAGCAAUUUGUUUCCAAUGGAAUGUCCUACACCCAGAUAAACUCAAGGAUGACAAAGCUCAUAGGUUUGUGAAACGAGUUUACCUAUAUUGGCCCGCUAAGAAGACGCGUGUGCAAGAACGGGCUGUCUACCUAGAUCGGCUCGCUAGAAAGACGUGGGUGCAAGAUUGUUUCCAUUGGGCAUGGAGGAGUAGGCAGUUUAUUCUUUGUUUUACUGUGUGUUUCCUGUAUUUCACUAGAGCUUGCAGCAAGUUAAACCCCGCUGAGGAGUUUGUUAGCAAAUUGAAAGGGGGCUAUGCAUAUACGGGUUCAAAUAGUAGUGUACCAAUAUUUGUUGGGAAUCCCUUGUACUUUGUUUAGUGAGGAAGAUGAUGCUUAUUUCAUUGAUGUUCAUUUUC